This is a messenger RNA of Dentiscutata erythropus, 252 nucleotides long. NCBI's taxonomy places the organism in Eukaryota, Fungi, Glomeromycota, Glomeromycetes, Diversisporales, Gigasporaceae. The record is from the annotation of a GenBank genome assembly.
GAAGAUAAAAACAAUCUUAAAAAUAAAUAUCUGAAAUUACAACAAGAACAACAAAAUAACAGAAAUGAAGGACUAUCGAUAAUAACAGAAUAUAACAGAGAUCCUAUAGAAAUAGGAAUAAACCAAGAAUCAGACUCACCAUACUUAAGACCAGUAAUAAGUAGACCCGGAACACCCAGUUAUAAAGGGAAAACACCAGACUAUGGAUAUGGAAAUGAGGAUAAAGAAAUUAAUAUAUUGGAAACAGAACCA